Orycteropus afer afer is the source of this 969-nucleotide messenger RNA. NCBI's taxonomy places the organism in Eukaryota, Metazoa, Chordata, Mammalia, Tubulidentata, Orycteropodidae. The record is from RefSeq and is a predicted model, not a curated record.
AUGCGAGCCAGCCCCAUCCGAAUUCCAACUGUCAGCAAUGACAGCGACUGGGACUCCUGCUUCCAUCUGUCACAGCCAACCAAGAUCCCAGCACAUGAGGAAAUAAAUGACUUGUGUCCCACUGGGGAGUCCAGAAAGAGUGAAGAAGACACUACAGCCAAGGAGGAGGAGAAGGUCAUAGACUGCAUGUCUCUUCCUAAAGACAAAUUAGCCCAAUGCCAGAAGAAAACAGCUGUGCUGAUUAAGAAAAAAAUGAACACCCGAGCAAACCAGGAGCUGAUUCGCUGUGUCAUCCUUUCCCGGAUUAUUUUUGGGGAAGAACAUUGGAAAUGUGCACAGGCUUUGGCCAACCUGGCUUAUGGUUACUUGACUUUGAGAGGCCUCCCCGCUCAGGCCAAGAAACAUGCUGAGUCAGCCAGGACCACACUGCUGACCUGGAAGGUAAAAACGACCUCAAAUAAGGAGAAGAAAGAAAUCAUGGAAACACUGAUCAUCCUCUACUACACUCUGGGAGUGGCCUGGCUCCUGCAGAACCAUGGCAGGGAGGCCUAUUUCAACCUGCAGAAGGCAGAAAGAAGCAUGAAGGAGCUGAAAGAAUUGCAUACGGGGAGCAUUUGUGGAUUGCAAGUCUCAGAGAAAGACGUAACAAUUGCUUUGGGCAGAGCCUCCUUGGCCAUCCACAGGUUGAACCUAGCCCUGACAUACUUUGAAAGGGCAAUUGGCAAUGUCAUUGCUGCCAAGGGCGAAAAGACGUCCGAUCUGAUCAGUCUCUAUGAGGAAAUUGCUCAGAUUGAGCAGCUGAGGAAGAAUCACCGGCAGGCCAUCCAGUACUUGGAACAGAUGCUGUUGAACUAUAUUUUAUAAAAAGUAUCACUGCAUACCAAGCGACAUUGGGCUCAGAGGAUUGUGAAACAGUAACAACCAUUGAGGAAUUUUGCAAAUGGCUUGUCCAAAUUGGAGAAAAGCAGG